AUGAACCCCAAACGUGCGGAGGAAGCGUUCUGGGAUGGGGUGAGUCUGAGUUUGAUUCAGACACAGCUAAACGAAUUCGAGGCCUCGUCUAUCAACGCCCAGGAGUACUGCGGUCGCGAUGACCUUAAGGUCGUUGGAGACUACACUGUGUACAACAAACUCUGGGGUCAGGAUAACGACAAGACUGGCAAGCAGUGCACGGAGGUGACCGGCAGCACCAGCUCAUCGGUGUCAUGGCGGACCAGUUUCAACUGGACCGGAGAUUCGUGGCAGGUCAAGUCGUUUCCCAAUGCUGCGCUCAAGUUUAGCCCCAAGCAAGUGUCUGCCAUCACCUCGAUGCCUACGACGAUGAAGUACGAGUACACCUACGACGGCAACAUCACCGCUAAUGUUGCCUAUGAUCUGUUCACGAGCUCGUCUGCAACCGGAGAAAUUGAGCUCGAACUGAUGGGCAUGAACAAGAAGGUCAAGGUGUUCUCGUACGUCGCCAAAAAGACUGCUAAGAGCUUUACAGCCGAUCUGAAGCAGUUCUUCGACGAACUUCCAGCUAACAACACGCUCCCCCAGACGCAAUUCUUGCAGAAGCUCGAGGCUGGUACCGAGCCUUUCCAGGGCAAGAAUGCUAAAUUUGUGGUGUCGACCUACUCGGUGCAGGUCAAGUAA
Messenger RNA from Phytophthora infestans T30-4, 663 nucleotides. RefSeq names its product cell 12A endoglucanase, putative. The record is from RefSeq and is a predicted model, not a curated record. The transcript is spliced from 3 exons. NCBI's taxonomy places the organism in Eukaryota, Oomycota, Peronosporomycetes, Peronosporales, Peronosporaceae. Gene Ontology annotation, biological process: polysaccharide catabolic process. Gene Ontology annotation, molecular function: cellulase activity. The coding region runs from base 1 to 663 and encodes 220 amino acids.